Molecule: messenger RNA, 1025 nt
Organism: Cuscuta epithymum
Lineage: Eukaryota; Viridiplantae; Streptophyta; Magnoliopsida; Solanales; Convolvulaceae
Source: the annotation of a GenBank genome assembly
CAACCAACAAGAGAAUCUGAUCGAAGCAAAUACUUCUCUCAAACCAAACAGACCCUUAAAGAACCAAUUUUUAAUUCCGCCGGAAAUUCUCCAUCUCCGAUGGCUAAGAAGAAGAUCAUGAAGCUCCAUAUACUCUCUUCCGUUUUCAACGAGAACAGAGAAAGAAAAGAGAAUCUCUACUCUUGGCAAUGGUAUUCCUGCCGCGCCAACCCAAAGACUCUGUCUUUUCGCUCCAACGCCGCCGUCUCCGGCGGAGACGCCAUGUUCCAGACGGUCAACUCCGUCUACCUCGACCCCUCCAACAGCACCUUGGAAUCCUUCAGCUUCUCGGCGGAGUCCGACGACGAACAGAUCAUAAUCACCGGAGUGAGGUCGGACCGUCUGAUCUUCGACCGCGGCGGCAUCAGCUCCUCCAUAGCCAAGCUGGAACCCCUGCCGGAAAAUCAAGAAAAUGUUGAAAAACAGAGGGAAGAGGAGGAAGAUGCGGGGGAAGUGGGUUUUCCGUUCGAAGAGAGUGUGAUGGUAUCCAUCGAUUCCGACGACCCAUACCUCGACUUCAAGAAAUCAAUGGCGGAAAUGGUGGAGAGCAGAGGGAUCAACGAUUGGGAUUCAUUGCAGGAGCUUCUGGGAUGGUAUUGGAAGAUGAAUUCGCCGAUGAACCAUGGGGUUAUAGUCAGAGCAUUUAUGGAUUUGCUCGUCGGACUGAUCUUUCCCCCUUCAUGUUCUUCUCCCUGCCGCUCCUCUAAUGCUGUAAGAACAUCAUAUUCAUCGGCUGUUUCUCUCCUCUCUUCUCCAGCAAAUUCUCCUCUGUCCAGCAAAUUUUCGGUAGAUCUAUCUCAUGGAGGUUGAGGCCGAACAACGAUGCAUGAUUCUCUUUAAGUCAAUGUUUGUUCUAGGCUACUAUGUGGAAUUCAGAAAUAUGAUUACAAAAAUAAGAGAAGCAAAUGCUUCGUACAAGGAAGAAGAAGAAUGAACUUAAGAUUUUCAUUAUUGCAUUAUUGAAAAUGAACGUACGUACAUUGCCA